This is a messenger RNA of Ceratotherium simum simum (southern white rhinoceros), 3625 nucleotides long. The record is from RefSeq and is a predicted model, not a curated record. Lineage: Eukaryota; Metazoa; Chordata; Mammalia; Perissodactyla; Rhinocerotidae.
CUUUAAUCCGAUUCCCAGAGAACUGUCUCAUCUCAGCCUGGCAGAGGACAGCUGGCAUGUGGAUGGAUUGUUACUGAUGGGUGGAAAAGCCGGCCAGAGCCCAGCAGGUCCUUCAGUGCAUAUGGAAGAAGAUUCUGUAGUAGGUGGCUGCUGCUCAUUUUUCUGAAUUUCUAACCAGCAUAAUGCUGGAGCAGGAGGCUGGCAGCCUGCAGUUUUCAAAAUGGCCGAGUUGGACACUGAUUUGGAUCACAUCAUUCCAUCUUCUGUCCUUCCACCUUUCUGGGCGAAGUUAGUAGUGGGGUUUGUUUCCCUCGUGUGUUUCGCACGGAGCUAUGAUGGAGAUUUUGUCUUUGAUGACUCUGAAGCUAUUGUUAACAAUAAGGACCUCCGGGCUGAAACGCCCCUUGGGGACCUGUGGCAUCAUGACUUCUGGGGCAGUAGACUGAGCAGCAACACCAGCCACAAGUCCUACCGACCUCUCACCGUCCUGACUUUCAGGAUUAACUACUAUUUGUCGGGAGGCUUCCACCCUGUGAGUUUCCACGUGGUCAACAUCCUCCUACACGGUGGCAUCUCUGUCCUCAUGGUGGAUGUCUUCUCAGUGCUGUUUGGUGGCCUGCAGUACACCAGUAAAGGCCGGAGGUUAAACCUGGCCCCCAGGUCCUCCCUGCUGGCGGCACUGCUGUUUGCCGUGCAUCCGGUGCACACAGAAUGUGUUGCUGGUGUUGUCGGCCGUGCAGACCUCCUGGGGGCCCUGUUCUUUCUCUUAUCUUUCCUUGGCUACUGUAAAGCAUUUAGAGAAAGUAACAAGGAGGGAACGCAUUCAACCUUCUGGGUGUUGCUGAGUAUCCUCCUGGGAGCGGUGGCCAUGCUGUGCAAAGAGCAAGGGAUCACCGUGCUGGGGUUGAAUGCAGUCUUUGACAUCUUGGUGAUAGGCAAAUUAAAUGUUCUGGAAAUUGUCCAGAAGGUACUCCAUAAGGACAAGUCAUUAGAGAACAUCAGUGUGCUCAGGAAUGGAGGCCUCCUCUUCAGAAUAACCCUCCUGGCCUCGGGGGGAGCAGGGGUGCUCUUCGUGCGCUGGAGAAUCAUGGGCACUGGGCCACCGGCGUUCACCGAGGUGGACAACCCUGCCUCCUUUGCAGACAGCGCCUUGGUCAGGGCCAUAAACUAUAAUUACUACUAUUCAUUGAAUGCCUGGCUGCUGCUGUGCCCCUGGUGGCUGUGUUUUGAUUGGUCAAUGGGCUGCAUCCCCCUCAUUAAGUCGGUUGGUGACUGGAGGGUAAUUGCACUAGCAGCUCUCUGGAUCUGCCUAAUUGGCCUAAUACGCCAAGCCCUGUGCUCUGAAGACAGCCACAGGAGAAGGAUCCUUACACUGGGCCUGGGAUUUCUCAUUAUCCCAUUUCUUCCUGCGAGUAACCUGUUCUUCCGAGUGGGCUUUGUGGUGGCAGAGCGAGUCCUCUACCUCCCCAGUGCUGGGUACUGCAUGCUGCUGACUUUGGGAUUCGGAGCUCUCAGUAAACAUACGAGGAAAAAGAAACUAAUCGGUGCUUUCGUACUGGGAAUUUUAUUCAUAAACAUGCUGAGAUGCGUGACUCGCAGCUGCGAGUGGCGGAGUGAAGAGCGGCUUUUUAGAAGCGCCCUGUCUGUGUGUCCUCUCAAUGCCAAGGUUCACUACAAUGUUGGCAAAAACCUGGCUGACAAAGGCAAUCAGACAGCUGCCAUCCGAUAUUACCGGGAAGCCGUGAGAUUAAAUCCCAAGUACGUCCACGCCAUGAAUAAUCUUGGAAACAUCUUAAAAGAAAGGAAUGAGCUGCGGGAAGCGGAGGAGCUGCUCUCUUUGGCUGUACAGAUACAGCCGGACUUUGCCGCCGCGUGGAUGAAUUUGGGCAUAGUGCAGAACAGCCUGAAACGGUUCGAAGCCGCGGAGCAGAGUUACCGGACAGCAAUCAAACACAGGAGGAAAUACCCGGAUUGUUACUACAACCUUGGGCGUCUGUAUGCAGAUCUAAAUCGUCAUGUGGAUGCAUUGAAUGCAUGGAGAAAUGCUACUGUGCUGAAACCAGAGCACAGUUUGGCCUGGAACAACAUGAUCAUACUCCUUGACAAUACAGGUAAUUUAGCCCAGGCUGAAGCGGUUGGCCGGGAGGCGCUGGAAUUGAUACCUAACGACCACUCUCUGAUGUUCUCGUUGGCGAACGUGCUGGGGAAGUCCCAGAAAUACAAGGAAUCUGAAGCUUUAUUCCUCAAAGCAAUUAAAGCUCAUCCAAAUGCUGCAAGUUACCAUGGCAAUCUGGCUGUGCUUUAUCAUCGCUGGGGACAUCUAGACUUGGCCAAAAAACACUACGAGAUCUCUCUGCAGCUUGACCCCAGUGCGUCAGGAACUAAGGAGAAUUAUGGUCUCCUAAGGAGGAAGCUAGAGCAAAUGCAAAAAAAAGACGUCUGAUCUUUUUCCCUCAUUUUUUGAGUUUGUGCAUAUGUGCAUGAGGCAUAUCUUCAAUGUUACGUGGUUACAUUUAACCAUUUAAAAAUCUUGUUGUUUGUUUUAUUCUGUUUUUUUUUCUAUGAAAACAAAGACGUGCAAAAAGAUUACAGCACCAGCAAUAUACCCUUCAAUGCUUGAUGUGGUUUUUGCAUUGAAAUUGUAUUUUUUCAGACAACUCUGUAAAUUCUAAAAUUCCAAGUAUGAGCUCUUUUUUAAUUAAAAAGAAAAAGAGAAAAAAAUUACCUUGAGCGACUUGAAUAGAAUUAAACCUGCAUUGGGGAUGUGAGCUGUGUUGUGUAGGGACUAGCGCUAUUAAACGUUGAUUGUAAAUAAGAAAUGCCAAACUGACUCCUACAAUUUAUAUAAAUAUCCACUGUGUCUGUAUAUUAGAAUUUUUAUUUAAUGACAAGAAAGAGUAAAUGAAGAUUUUUGGUUUUUUAAUCUUUUUUAAAAACAAAAUGAACUUCAUUUGUAGGGAAAUAUAUUUAUUAGUAUUUUUGUGUUUUGAACAGGGCAAAUAAUUGAAUGAAGAAUGGAAAUUUAACAUCUAGUAUAUUUAUGUACUUUUUCCUCCAUAGGAGGAAAUUCAGUCCUGCAAUGUUUUUUGGAGUCUCCAACUUGUGCAGUUUUAUAAUACAGAAAAUUAUGUGGUAUUCUACAUAAACUGUCCCUAUUAAUAGAAAAUUCAAGCCAUGCUUUAGGCAAAGGCAGGCAGCCUGAUGUCUUUGUUACAUCCGCUAUUAAGAGGGCUACACAUGUAUGUAAGUUGCUUUUUUAUGUUUUUAGCUGUAAAGCAAUUUUCCAUUUGGCUUAAUGGAACUACAGUCAUUACUAUAUCCAGAAAACACAAGAAGUAAAUUUUCUCUCAAAAGGAGCCACAUUUGGGAAAUUUGUGGUACUUUUAAGAAUUGGAUUAUUUUUCCUGUUUUAUUUAAUCAGAAUAAUCAUGUUAAUUUGUUUUGCUUUAUCCUUCUAUGUAUGCUAUUGACCUAAUGAUUUAUGCAAUCUCUGUAAUUUCUUAUGCAGUAAAAUUAUUACACAAACUGAUAAAAAUAAGGCACAUCACCUUAUUAGAUGACUUUCAAGUUAGUGAACUGUGUGUCAUCCUUUUCCUUACAUCGAAAUCAAAGUGACCAAUUCAUC